GCAAGAAGCCAACAGUGCAGCUGCUCGGCGAGGUUUGAGGUUACAUUGAAGGCAGCACCAACCCGAGGAUUACAAUGAUUGCAACAACUCAACAAAACAUGACCACGGAGCUGGACCUGGGAAGUUCAGAUGGUCCCCCGAGGAACUGGAAGGGCAUAGGAAUCGCCAUGGUGGUGAUCCUGGCUGUCAUGUCACUGGUCAUACUCUCUGUCGUCCUCCUCACACCUGAUGAAUCUCACUUAUUGCUCCGUUCCCAACUCACCAUGGAGGAUCUGGAGAGUGAGGAGUUCAAAAUUCAUGACCCCUCUGUAGCAUGGUUGAACGAAAACGAAGUGGCCCUUCGCACCAGAGAAGGACAUGUCCUGUCUUUCAGCCUCAACAACAACCUCACCACGACUCUGCUGGACAACAGCUCCCUGGACCUGACCUCUACUAAAUUCCAAGUCUCUGCAGACAGGAAGUUUGUCCUCUUGGCGUACAACAUUCGACCGGUGUUCUCUCAGUCCUUCACAGCCUCCUAUGCUAUCCACGAUGUGGCUAAUGGGGAUCUGCUGGAGCUUAACCCUCCGGAGAGCGAGAAGGCAGAGCUACAAUAUGCCUCCUGGGGUCCUCAGGGGAACCAGCUGGCCUAUGUGUCUGACGGAGAUAUCUACUACCAGCCAAGUGUGACCAGUAAACCUCUGCGUCUCACAACCACUGACCCGGAGCAGAGUGUGGUGAAUGGGAUCUCUGACUGGACUUAUGAAGAGGAAGUGCUGCUGACAUAUGCAGCCCAUUGGUGGUCGAUGGAUGGAGCCCGGUUAGCGUACCUCACCAUCAACAACUCUGCCACACCUGUGAUGGAAAUACCUCGCUUCCUGGGUGGUCUCUACCCGUCCAAUGUCGUCUUUCCCUACCCCAAGGCUGGUUCGAGUAUCCCAUCAGUUAGUCUAUUUGUGGUGAAUCUGUAUGGUCCAGCUCACACUCUGGAAAUGAUUCCUCCUGACUCCCUCAGGGCCAGAGACAGCUACAUCUCCAUGGUGACUUGGAUCAGCAGCACUCGCCUCGCUGUACGUUGGCUGAAUCGUGCCCAGAACCAAUCAGUGCUGUGCGUGUGCGAGGCCACCACAGGGGCAUGCUCCGAGAAACACAAAAUGGCCAUGGACAUAAUGCAGAACCAACGACAGGAUGUGCCGUUGUUUUCAGCAGACAGCGCUGUGUUUUAUACAAUCCUACCAGCCAAACAGGGCGCUCGAGGGGAGUUCCAUCACAUUGCCAGUCUCUCAGCCCAGCCCGCCACCCCCACCGUCCCCCCUCGCUUCUUGACAUCAGGGAGCUGGGACGUCACCUUGCUCUGCGCCCUGGACGAGAAGGCUGGAAAAAUAUAUUUCCUGAGCACGGAAGAAUCCAGACAGAGCAGACACCUUUACAGUGUGGACCUGGAUGGAGUGUUUGAGCGUCAGUGCAUCUCCUGCAACCUCAUCGAUGGGUGUCGCUUCUUUAAAGCUGAGUUCAGCCCCAAUCAGACGUACUUCACCCUCUACUGCUUAGGCCCAGGAAUCCCUAAAGUGACGGUUCACAGCACAAAGGACCCCUCCAGAUAUGUUGUUCUGGAGGAUAACAGCCCUCUGUCAAGAGCUCUGGAGGACAAGAGCCUGCCUGAAACCCUGUUCAGGACACUGCCAGCAGACAACCACGAUCUCCAUCUGAAGCUAUCUCUACCUCAGGGUUACGAGGCCAACCUGCACCCUCUACUCAUCAUUGUAGACGGUGUGCCUGGCAGUCAGUCGGUGACGGAGGAAUUCGCCCUGGACUGGCCUCAGGUCCUCUCCAGCACUCACAAUGUGGCCUUGGCCUGGGUGGACGGCAGGAGUGGGGUCGGCCGUGGACAGAAGACCACCACUGUGGAUCCUCGCAAGCUUGGCUCACUAAGAGUCAAAGAUUAUCUGGGAGUUGUUGAGUUGUUGAUGCAGCUCUCUUACAUUGAUGACCGCCGGAUGGCCCUAUAUGGCAAGGCAUUUGGUGGAUAUUUAACUCUGAAGAUGUUAGCGGCGACAGAUAAACUAUUUCAAUGCACGGCAGCUGUUGCACCGAUUACUGACUUCAGGCUUUAUAGUGCUGCAUUCUCAGAGAGGUACCUAGGCCUUCCAGCAAAGGAGGAGCACGCUUACUCGACUGCCUCUUUGCUGGAGGAAGUAAACAAGCUGAAAGAUGAGAACUUCCUUAUCCUGCAUGGAACCGCAGAUGCGAGGGUACACUUCCAGCACAGCGCAGAGCUCCUGAGCCGGCUAGUGAAGGUGGAAGCUAACUACUCCCUGCAGCUGUACCCAGAUGAGGGCCACAUCCUGAGGGAGCCGCGCAGCAUCCAGCACUUCCAACGGACUGUGGUGAACUACCUCCAAACCUGCUUGAAGCACAGCGUCUUCUUAGAUCCUGUAGAAGAUGAGGAGGAGGAAGACGACUGAGCACUGACACCCUUCCCUUCUCUCUGGAAGGACUCUCUUCGGACUGUACGCCAUCUUAUGCAUUACCUUGGGUCGGAUUAUCGGACACAAGAGCACAGGAGUGGGGACCAAGCACAUCAGAUCACCUCCUACAACUUCUGGAAAAACUGUUUGAUGUACUGUAUACCUUGUUGCACAUAUUUAUUAUUUCUGCUGUUAUACUGUAUGUAUGAAGCUCUGUUUGUUUACAGGAUUCACUGGAGAUAAUGUGGACAAGAAGGCUACUGUCAGACGUUUACAAAGAUUUUAAAACAUGCAUAUCCUAAUGGCUGCAUGAUGUGGAUUAGUUUUUAUUGCAUUUUAUAUAUUUUGCAGAUUCAAAUGUCACUCUUAUGAUUAAAAGUUCAGAAUCUACCAGCAGCUGGGAACACACUGGAGCACUGAUAGUCAGCUGGACCAAGGGCCACACCAGACCCCCAUAGCUGCCCAUCAGGCCUCAAAAGAUGAAUAAAUUAUGAAAAUUGGAGGAUGUUUUAAGGGUAUCUUUUGUUUAUUCAACAGCUAUUAAUGCAACCUCAAAAACGAUUAGUAUUAAAAGGAUUUUAUCAGUUAUAACUAAACCUUUGAUCUGUUAUUUACAGAAAUCCUUAUGUGUGCCAUCAUUAGUAAAUGUGGUGCAUGAUAAACUCAUACAUGUCAGUCCAGUCCUGAUUAAAUCUGCAGUUUUCAGUGCCAGCAUCCCACUUCAGAGGGUAUUUUUCCCUACCUAAUCACAGAGGCAUAUUUGCAUUAAACCUAGUGAUGGACAAAGUCUCAGCCUCAGAAAUAUGUUGCUAAAAUAUCUCAAUCGCCCCCUUGAGACUGGCUGCAAUGUAGAUAUUAGAGCAGUAGAGACUGAUGUCACUAUUAAUGUCUAAAAAUUACAUACAUUUUGAAAGCAAAUAAACUUAGCAUAAAAAAUAGGUAAACUUGUGUUGGUAGAUUAUAUCUUUGUUUGCAACAAUGCUUCUUGGCAAUAGGCCUUAUACUGUUGGAAAGCUUGUUUUAUUUCUCUUUUAAAUGGUGCCACAUUUUUACGGAGCAUGUAUUUGUGGGAUGAGCAGCAGAGCUGAGUUUGUGGAUUGCGCCCAUAAAAAAUUUGCCACAUCUUCUCUGCCAAUG
Molecule: messenger RNA, 3584 nt
Organism: Cheilinus undulatus (humphead wrasse)
Lineage: Eukaryota; Metazoa; Chordata; Actinopteri; Labriformes; Labridae
Product: inactive dipeptidyl peptidase 10
Exons: 25
Coding region: 75-2444 (789 amino acids)
Biological process (GO): proteolysis
Molecular function (GO): serine-type peptidase activity; dipeptidyl-peptidase activity
Source: RefSeq, a predicted model, not a curated record